UAUGUCAUCUGCAUUGUCACCCAAGCACAACAAGUUUACUGUCCAGAGCCUCAUAAACUCAGUUUCCUCAUGCUCCACUAUUUUUUCAUUCCUCUAAAAUGUUUUUAAGAACAAUGUUCGUGAGAUUGGGGCCAGUUAGUGGACAGAGUCGACUGUUGCUAAGCAGAACUAAAGGCUUUGAGCACAUCCUGAAGGAGGUUCAUUCAAAUAUGCGUUCGAACCGGCCAGUGAUCAGAGCAUUUUCGUCUGCGUUGAAUAUCUCUGACGAUCUGGAUGAAAUCUUCAAAUUCAAGGACACGAACAUCAGUAAUUGGAUCGUGGAGAGCAAAGUGCGGACGCUCUGUUGCACUUAUAAGAACUUGUCACUGGAGGAUAAACAAAAUUUUUUGUGGACACUUGCAUUACAGUAUUCGGUGGAUCAUGAACGAAUAUGUGGAAUGGCUGAGAAAUUAUUGCAAAUUGAGGGUGACAAUCAACGACAAUUACUUCUAAGAGAAAGAGUCCUCAAGAAUGCGUUGACCCCACAAUACCAGUGGUUGUUCAUUCUAAUGGGAAGACUAGAGGAAGGAGUGAAAUUCCUGGUUGACCUCCGCACAGAUGUUUUGAGGUUGCUAUCGGAAUCCAGUGACCCCGAGAAAUCAGUAACAAUGCAGCAAUUGAAUCUCACACUUCAUGAUUUGUUACUCUUGUGGUUUAGCGUUGGAUUCUUGCAUAUAGAGAGAAUAACCUGGCAGAGUUCUUGUGAUAUGCUUCAGAAAAUAUCUGAUUACGAAGCGAUACAUCCUAUAAAAAACUGGGUGGAUUUGAAGAAGCGAGUGGGACCAUAUCGAAGAUGUUUUGUGUUCACGCACCCCUCUAUGCCCCGAGAGCCCCUAGUGGUUCUCCACACAGCCUUAUGUGAUAUAAUUCCAGAGACUGUUAAAGGAAUAGAGGAAGCGGAGAGACGAAUAAUACAAAAGGCAGCAAUUCCUUCGACCCAAGAAAACACGUGUGAAAUAAGAGCGGCUAUAUUCUACUCCAUAUCAGCCACUCAAAAAGGCUUGAAGGGCAUCGAGCUGGGAAAUUACCUGAUAAAAGAAGUGGCGAGAGAAGUUACGAGGGAAUUUCCAUUGAUCGAUAAACUUGCCACAAUGUCACCUAUUCCGAAAUUCAGAUUAUGGUUCUUGGAGAAUGUUAAACAAGAUCCUUCAAAAAUAUUUACAAAAGAAGAAUCAGAAACUCUAAGAACUGUCUUGAAAACAGAAGAUUUAGCAUUGAGCCUGAAGAAACUAUUCAACAAUUCGUUAUGGACGAAUGACUGUGACUUAGCUAAAUUAUUAAAGACUCCAUUAGUGAGAUCCUGUGCCUGGUACUUGUACCGAGAGAAACGAAGAAAUUAUGCCCUCAAUAACGUAGCGAAUUUCCACCUCCGAAAUGGAGCAAUAAUGUGGCGCAUAAAUUGGAUGGCGGAUCCCUCCCCGAGGGGUGCCGAGCACAGUUGUGGAAUUAUGGUGAAUUACAGGUAUUACCUCGACGAUACCGAAGACAAUAGUCGUAAUUAUAUCGAGAAUAACAUAAUCGAAGCAUCAGAGAGUGUAAUUACCCUAGCAAAGGCUGCUGAAGCCCUGAGAACUCAAAUUAACCAAUAAUUAAAUUGUGCGAAAAUGGGAUAACUGAAUGAAAUGAUGUUUUUACUCCUCGAAUUUUAUGUUUUUAUUAAAGAUUAUUAAAUUUGUUCAUUUAUACAAUAGCCGGAUUCGGCCAGCUUCACAUACAGCACAAGAAUCUGCAGGCAAAUCUGAAACAAGUUUAAACCCUCGUCUUGAACCGAUUUACACAAUUUUAUUCUAUCUGGGGGAAUUGAGAAGUUUUCAGACGUGAGAAAAAAAUGUGAAAAAAGUGACACUGGGAGAUUAUCAUUUUUUUAAAUUCAUAAUGUACCUGUAGUCAAGGCUGAGUUUGAUGAAAAGUCGUGGGAAGAUGUGGUCUGCUCUCCAGCUUGGUGUAAUCCAGAUGAAACUCUUUAGCUACCUUCCUCCAGUUUUGCGCAUCAAAGUAGUAAUAAGUACCACGCUCGUACGUCGAAGUCUUUUCCACCAUGCCAAGUCCAGGUGCUUGCGUUAUCCAAACCUUUUCCUCCAUGUGAUAUCGCCAUUCUCUGCUGUAUCUGCAUAAAAAUAACGAGAUGGAUUGAUCAAUUCUAAGUGCAGGCCAUGUGGGGAAAGAAUAAUAAUAAAUAAAUAAGUAAUAAAUUGCAAGGUGCUAAUGAGAAGAAUUGAUUUAGAAGAUGAGAAGAGGUGCGGUUAUUUGUGAUAGGUUGCAAAGUGAUAAUAAAUCGUGCUAUGCUCUAGAUAAUUCAGGGGGAUGUCAUUGGACAGAGUGGACAUGUAAAUAGCAUGAAGAUGUAAAAGGCUGGUGUAGAUAAAAAAAAACA
Diachasma alloeum is the source of this 2413-nucleotide messenger RNA. Its product is annotated as malonyl-CoA decarboxylase, mitochondrial. Gene Ontology annotation, molecular function: malonyl-CoA decarboxylase activity. Gene Ontology annotation, cellular component: mitochondrial matrix; peroxisomal matrix. Gene Ontology annotation, biological process: fatty acid biosynthetic process; positive regulation of fatty acid oxidation; malonyl-CoA catabolic process. The record is from RefSeq and is a predicted model, not a curated record. The transcript is spliced from 8 exons. The coding region runs from base 99 to 1628 and encodes 509 amino acids. NCBI's taxonomy places the organism in Eukaryota, Metazoa, Arthropoda, Insecta, Hymenoptera, Braconidae.